AUGUCUGCCAAGUACCUACUGGUGUUCGAAACUCACAUGGGUGCCCUCAACUCCAUGGUCAAUGAAGUCGGAAACGGCGAGCACAAUCUGAUCCAGCCAAUUGACUGCGAAGUCAAGCUCGAGGUGCUUGAGUCUACGUGGAACAAGAUUGCCGACGCCAAUGACAAAUUGACCAGUUGCAAGGAUAUUGAUAUCACCCACAAUUACUUUAAAGAAGGUCGAUUCACCAAGGCCGUUAAUCGCUACGUAAUGGUUAAAUCUUCUCUCAAGCGCCGCAUCGCCGAAAUUGAACCUCGUGUGGUUCCUCUCUCGCCUCACAAUCGCACUGCAAAUGAGGCUACCGCCUUUCGUCCACAGUUGCCAACUAUUCAACCUCCAAAAUUCAAUGGAGAGCUUCUUGAAUGGCAAUCAUUCAAAAAUAAGUUCUCAUCCGUCGUCAACAAAGACGGUGUUAACGAGGUUGACAAGAUGCACUAUCUUCUCCAGAGCCUCCAAGGCACUGCAUACUCUCUCGUCGCUAAUGUGGAGAUAACAGACACUGCAUUCGCCACAGCCUGGCAAACUCUGACCACGAGGUAUGAGAACAAGCGAGUAUUGAUCACGGCUCAACUCAACAAACUGUUUACCAUACCCAAAAUGGCGUCACGAGCCGCCAAAGAGGUUAACAACGUUAUCAACACCACUUCUGAGGUACUAAAUGCCCUGAGGGCUCUCGGAUCGCCAGUUGAUCACUGGGAUCACAUUAUUGUACAUUAUAUCACUCAGAAGCUGGAUCCUCAGACUCGAGAAGACUGGGAAAUCACGCUGGGAGCGGCUACAGAUUUCCCACCGUACGAUCGUAUCAAGAGCUUCCUGCUAGCUCGUGCACGAGCCCUUGAAGCCAUGGAAGGACGUCUUCCAGUCAAACCACGUGACCCUAAGGUCAACAAAAAGUCCGCGAGUGGUAGCAAACUCACCCACGGAUCUAAGACAUCAUCUGCACAUGUCCAUAUGACCAGUUCGACAUCGCAAAACGUCACUAUGGCCACUGGACCUCCUACAACAACUCAACCACCUCCUGGACAGAUCGCUGGAGCAUCUCCAAGACCACAACGUCCUUGUUCGUGCUGUGGUGAAGCACAUUUCAUCGUAUCGUGCCCAGCGUUCCAAAGAUUAUCGCCCAAAGAGCGUCAUCAGCUGGCUAUCUCCAAGUCGUUGUGCCCCAACUGUCUUGGACCUCAUUCGUUCGAGAAUUGUCGUAGCCAAAAACGCUGUCGGUUUUGUCAAGCAGCGCAUCAUUCCAUGCUACAUGAUUCUACGCUUCUCAGCUCAGCAUCAACUUCAUCUAACACAAUGAUGAAUUCUCAAUCUACUGCCUCUCACACGACAUCGCCAUCGCCUAUCGCAUUAUCGCCAUCGCCUAUCGCAUUAUCGCCAUCGCCUAUCGCAUUAUCGCCAUCGCCUAUCGCAUUAUCGCCAUCGCCAUCGCCUAUCGCCGCAACGACCUCGUCAUUGCCUAUCGCAGCAUCGCUACUCUCUUCGCAACAAGCUCGUUCUUCGUGCAACACAGCCUCAGCAUCAAGACCUCUGGUGUUGUUGGCCACAGCACAAGCCCUCAUCGUAUCGCCAACACAUCAUCCUCGCACAGUACGUCUGUUGAUCGAUCCAGGGUCAGAACUAUCGCUGAUUUCUCUGCAGCUCGCUCGCCAGCUUGAUAUGAAGCCUUCCAAAACGAGUAUCCCGAUUAUUGGAGUAGGAAGUGUGCCUUCAGGAUCAACGAAGGGUGCUGUUGACAUCACUUUACGAUCUAAGCAUUCUGAAGACCAGAUUGAGCUUCAUGCGCACGUACUGCAGUCUCUUACCGUCGAACUGCCUCCAGUCGUCAUCGCCAGUCAAUCCUGGAACCACAUCGCAGAUUUGGAACUAGCAGAUCCAGAUCAUCUAUCACCAGGUCGGAUUGACAUCCUCAUUGGAGCUGACUCUUAUGGCUUGAUUAUCAAGCCUGGAGUUAUCACGGGAAACCCCGGACAGCCUAUCGCCAUUCAGACUGUUUUUGGAUGGGCCGUUCUUGGACCUGCUGGUCCAUCUUCUAUCACCACGCCUGCACAUCAAGGUCACCUAAUCUCAAACCUGCAGCUUCACGAACUCGUCUCGAAAUUCUGGGAGCAGGAAGAAGUUCCAGCGUCUCACCAAGAAUCUCUUAGUGCUGAAGAAGCCGAGUGUGAAGCACACUUCAUCGCCACUCACUCUCGCGACAGCUCAGGUCGCUACAUCGUGCGAUUGCCCUUCAAACCCAAUGCUCCUCCGCUUGGAUACUCGAAAGGCAUUGCACAACGUUCGCUAUCUCGCAUUCUCAAUCGCAUCGCCCAACAACCAAAUCUUCAUCGACUGUACACAGAGUUUCUCACCGAGUACGAGUCCCUGGGUCACAUGGAGAAAGUUCAACCGUCAACUGCUUCAGACGUUGUCUAUUACCUCCCUCAUCACGGAGUGAUGCGCAAUAACAAAAUUCGUGUGGUGUUCAAUGGCUCUAGUAAGACAACAUCAGGCUAUUCGCUCAACGAACUGCUUCAUGUCGGUCCCAAGACUCAGAAUGACAUCUUCGACGUGUUGUUGUAUGUCCGUCGCCAUCGCCUCAUCUUUACAACUGACGUAGAAAAGAUGUUUCGCCAAAUUCUCAUACAUCCUGAUGAUCGCAAGUUCCAACGCAUCUUAUGGAUUGAUAAUAACUCACAGAGCCAAGAGUUCGAACUUACCACAGUUACAUACGGAACUACAUCAGCUCCUUACUUAUCAGGCCGCACCCUGAGACAACUACUGCUAGACGAAGGUCACGACUUUCCUUUAGCUGCUGAACCGAUCGAAAGGGGAAGUUAUGUCGACGACAUUACUGGCGGUGCUGAUGAUCUCGACUCUCUCAAUGCUAUCGCAAAACAAGUUGAAGAAAUGUGUCUACGAGGAUGCUUCCCUUUGGCAAAGUGGAAGAGCAAUCAUCCUGAUUUCUUCAAAAUUAAUCUAUCUUAUCAACCAGGUUCAGAGUAUCAUGAAUUUAACGAGUCAUCCUCCAAGAUUCUGGGUCUAGCCUGGCAGUGUGCGCCAGAUCUGCUCAAGUUCACUGGUCAGUCCUCACAAAAGGCAGCUAUCACCAAACGCACCAUCUUAUCCGAAACAGCUCAACUGUUUGAUCCUCUGGGCUUGAUCUCGCCAGUCAUCGUCCGCGCCAAAAUCUUAAUGCAAGAUUUAUGGCAACAAAAGGUCGGAUGGGAUGAUACUCUCACGCCGCAAAUCAUUCACCGCUGGACGUCGUUUCGCGAUGAGCUAUCUCAGCUAUCUCAACUAGCAAUUCCUCGGUGGCUCAAUCUACUCACUGAUAGCUCGGAAGUCGAGAUACAUGGGUUUUCAGAUGCCUCUCAAGCUGCAAUGGCUGCUGCUGUUUACCUCAAAGUAACGACUUCUAACGGCUCAUCAACAGUAACUUUAGUCUGUUCAAAGACUCGAGUUGCACCUCUUCAUCGUCUUACAAUUCCACGGUUGGAAUUAUCAGCUGCUUUGCUGUUAUCAAAACUAGUCUCUUGCGUUCAGUCAACUCUCCAGCUCCAACAUGUUCCUGUUUCAUUGUGGACUGACUCCGCUGUGACUCUGGCCUGGAUUAACAGUGAUCCAAUGCGCUGGAAAGAGUUCGUAAAGAACCGAGUUCAAGAGAUUCAGCAAACCUCGCCAAACGCCACCUGGAGAUUCGUCUCAGGAAAACAAAAUCCUGCAGAUUGUGCUUCUCGAGGUCUAACACCUGCUCAACUCAUCAACCAAAAACUCUGGUGGUCUGGACCCGACUGGUUAGCCCAACAGAGUCAUCUUUGGCCAUCUUUCACGGCAUCAGAUGAUCAACUUGCUGACAUCGAGAUUCGCCCUAGCACAGUGCACGCAUCUUCAAGUACCAAGCUGCCGUUUGAUGUCCUAUUCUACGAAGACAGACCUCUCACAAAGCUGUUACGUGUCACAGCCACGAUUCAGCGAGCAGUGGCGUGUUUCAAGAGAGUUCCUGCGUCCAGCUUGAGCUCUUCACCUCUAAACCCUGCUGAUCUUCAAUUUGCUUUGACGUUCUGGAUCAAAUCCACGCAGCAAAUCUACUUCGCCAGUGAGAUUCGAGCACUAUUACAAGGUAAGAGUCUUGCUAAAUCUAACCCUCUCUCUCGACUUACAGCUUGGAUCGACCAGACUGGCUUACUUCGAGUUGGUGGACGUUUACAAUACUCUCAACUUAAUGAAGACGCCAAACAUCCUCCAAUAAUGCCGAAAGAUUCAGAAAUCUCCAGGCUUAUUAUCGCCAACGCCCACACACGUACUAUGCAUGGUGGAACUCAGCUGACACUUGACUACGUACGUAGAUACUGCUGGAUCCUUGGUGGUCGUGCUCCUAUCAAAUCUUUCAUUCAUCGAUGCGUCACCUGCACCAGGAUACGUGGCAUCCGUGCUCAACAACGCAUGGGACAGCUCCCAGCUUCCCGUGUCACACCUUCACUGGUCUUUGAGCAUGCUGGAGUCGAUUACGCAGGCCCAGUGUCGCUCAAGUUCUUUCAAGGGCGCGGCACGCGCUCAUAUAAGGCUUGGAUCGCAGUAUUCGUGUGCUUUUCAACUUCUGCUACUCACCUGGAGCUGGUAACUGACUACAGUGCUCAAGGCUUCUUGAAAGCGUUCAGACGCUUCACAGCCCGACGAGGAAUCUGCAAGACGCUCACCAGUGACUGCGGAACCAACUUUCAAGGUGCUAGUGUUAUCUUGAAACGGUUGCUAGCUGGUUCUACCAAAGAAUCGCAACAUCUUCAACAACUUAUUGCCAACGACGGUACAAAAUGGAAGUUCAAUCCUCCAGGAGCUCCUCACAUGGGUGGCAAAUGGGAAGCUGCCGUCAAAUCUGUCAAGUAUCACCUAUCACGCAUCAAUUCGGACAAAAUCCUCACGUACGAGGACUUCUCCACGCUUCUAACUCAGGUGGAAGCUGUUUUAAAUUCUCGACCUCUCAGUGCUCUAUCAGAAGAUCCUGACGAUCUCACAGCGUUGACUCCUGGACACUUCAUUCGAGGAGCACCCCUUACGCUUAUACCCGAGCCAACAUUGGUCGACACCCCAGCAAACCGACUAUCACGACUUGAGGACAUCCAGCAGCGGCUUCAACUGUUCUGGUACCACUGGUCUGCUUCUUGCCUGAAAUCUCAUCAAACCAUCUCCAAGUGGAAUACUUCAUUCAACGACAUCGAUGUUGGAUCUCUAGUCCUGGUCACAGAUGAGCGAUAUCCACCAUCAAAAUGGCCGCUGGGUCGUGUCACCCACACUCACCCUGGUAAGGAUAAUCUUACCCGAGUUGUCACCAUCCAGACGGCUACUUCUACCUAUACACGACCAAUACACAAGUUGGUGCUACUUCCUAUUCCGAGACACGAGGAAGAUUCUCAUGACGUUGCUCCAGCCACGUCUCAUCUACUUCUCCAUCCAGCGGAGAAGGGGGGAGAAUGUUCAAAUCUCCCUCUCUACUUCCCAGCCAUUACCGACUAA
Molecule: messenger RNA, 5529 nt
Organism: Cotesia glomerata
Lineage: Eukaryota; Metazoa; Arthropoda; Insecta; Hymenoptera; Braconidae
Exons: 2
Coding region: 1-5529 (1842 amino acids)
Biological process (GO): DNA integration
Molecular function (GO): nucleic acid binding
Source: RefSeq, a predicted model, not a curated record